UUGUCAUCAUCAUACAUGAACCGCCCACAGAGAAACUACAGCAGCAGCCAAAAAGUUAAAAAAAAAACAGCAGUGUGACUGAGAGAGCUGGAAUCGCUGAACAUGCUGUCCAGACUUUUUCUUUUCUAUCUCUGCUUUGGUCACUUAAAGGCCUUCCAGGUUUCACAACCCCAUCGACAGACUGCAAGCACCAAUGGAACUGUAACCUUUACGUGCAGCUACACAAGCCCCACAAAAAACUUUUCAGACGUACAAGUUCAUUUGAUGAGGAGAGUACACAAUGACUCCCUACCCUGUGCCAAGUUACGCAAUGAUAUCCAGAAAAGUGUGAGCUGCCUCAUGUCUGAAAAGGAAGGCAGUGUGACUUUCAACAUCUUCAAUUUUACACACAACGAUACCGAUCUGUAUGUUUGCAGAGUGCACAGAAAACUCCCACUUCCUUUUGUGAGCAGAGAUGGUGAUGGGACAUUGUUGGUCUUUCCUGAAAUUAAAACAGAAGACACAAAGCCUUCUAUAUGUUUGGAUGAUAGUCUUCUAUGGAUUUUGGUUGGAGUUGCUGCAUUUUCCAUUAUUUACAGCAUAAGUGUGACCUUUGCUUGUUUGAAGCUGAAGGUUUCUCUUGAUGAAGAAAUGGACCUUUCUGAGGCACACAGCAAUGGGCAGGUCCACUUGCAAGCUGGAGACAGCCCAUCGAGACAGAAAAGAAGACGAGGUGAUCCAGAUGCAAACAGCGAAUAUAUGGACAUGAGGAAAGUCCAAGCCAGAAUGCAGGAGCCCUCAAGGGACAGGAACUUUAAUUCACAACAUUUUCAUAUUUGACUUCUUCGUUGAUCUCCAUUUGUUACUUUUUCUGCCUUUCCAUGAGCAGUGACCAUACUGUGUUAAAAAAUUCCUCAAGGUUUCUGACAAGAAUGGAAGAUCUCAAAGAGGCUGCUCCAGAGCCUUCAUAAGAUAAGAGCACUGCUCUCUCUCAUUACUGAUGUUACCCUUGUGUGCUCUCUUUGUGAACUUUCCCAAUUUACUCCUGUCUUGCUUC
Lepisosteus oculatus (spotted gar) is the source of this 1036-nucleotide messenger RNA. RefSeq names its product cytotoxic T-lymphocyte protein 4-like. Lineage: Eukaryota; Metazoa; Chordata; Actinopteri; Semionotiformes; Lepisosteidae. Gene Ontology annotation, biological process: regulation of T cell proliferation; T cell receptor signaling pathway. Gene Ontology annotation, cellular component: external side of plasma membrane. The record is from RefSeq and is a predicted model, not a curated record.